Molecule: messenger RNA, 2727 nt
Organism: Hypanus sabinus (Atlantic stingray)
Lineage: Eukaryota; Metazoa; Chordata; Chondrichthyes; Myliobatiformes; Dasyatidae
Gene: mcmdc2
Product: minichromosome maintenance domain containing 2
Exons: 15
Coding region: 670-2727 (685 amino acids)
Biological process (GO): double-strand break repair via break-induced replication
Molecular function (GO): ATP binding; single-stranded DNA helicase activity; DNA binding
Source: RefSeq, a predicted model, not a curated record
CACGCUAUUCUGCAGAUGUUCAAUCUUGAGCAAUAUACACAAAAUGUCAUCAGCAUCAAUGGAGCGGAAUAAACGGAGUGUAGCGAUCCCCGACAAACUCGCAGGCAAGAUACCUCUGCUCUCGCAAACCCUCCAGACCUCCUCCGCCUGAGGAACUUAGUCUGAACUCUGGACCCUCUGGCUGAAUUCCCUGCUUGCAUUCUGGAUGCUGGUUCACAUUCGGACUAACGAAAGAGUCUGAUGCCCCAUCGCUGUUGAAUCAUUGAAGGUGUCGAUCAGCCUGCUGAAUGUCUACAUUUUAUUGACCUUCAAAAAAAAAAGCCUUUGCACCGUUAACCUUAAUAGUUCCAGUGGUUAGUGAAUUGCACGACAGCUCCUGCCGAAAACCGACGCAGGCACGUGGGGCACCUGGAGACUCUCAUGCGCGCCCACGAGUGACGAGUUGAUGUUUUGUCUGCUCUAAUUGCACAGGGGGCGCCAAUGAGCCAGGGGCCGCUGCGCCUGCGCGUCAGUGUCCGGCUUCGGGCGGCCCAAGGGAGGAGCAAAGCCUGGUGUUUGACAGCUCAGUGCGGGAGGUAAAGGCCCGGUCCUGCCAGCGUGAAACAGCGCCGAGUGGAGCGAAGGAUCCAGCGAGAACUGCAACAAGCCAGACCUGGCCCUUCUCUAAAAAUGGCACCUGAGGAUCUGGCUCUCAAGGAAGUGGCCCUAGUUUACUUGGACAGGACUGCAGGGCUAGACAAAUUUAUCAGUGACUGCAGGCGGUACAAUGAUUCCAAACAAUGUCAUGCUGUCUAUCGCUUCAUUAUUUAUGUGAAUCCAUCUGAUCUAACAGAGUUGGAUGCAAGACUUGGUAACUGUGUUCUUCAUCAGCCAAUAAGAGCAACGUGUUUGUUUCAGUCUGUGUGCUUCACAUCUAUCAAGACAUUGUCACUAAUUCCACAAAUAGAAACUGAAAGUCAGGUUAACGUAGUGCUAAAGUUGACACACUUGCCUCCAUUACCAAAUUACUCACUUAGCCUUUGUCAGUUUCCCCGUGGAUACCAGCUGCUGAGGUAUUAUAAGGUAGAAGGAGUAGUUAUUGCAAUGACAACUGUAACAAAGUACACACAAGGUGCAAGAUUCCUUUGUUCUGAAUCAAGCUGCCCCUUUUCAACAGGCUUUCGGUAUAUUCGGGUGCAUACUGUAGGUGCUACAGAAUCAGCAACUGUGCGAAAGGACUUUACUUGCACCUUGUGUAACUCUCCACUCAAGGAAGAUGUGAAAUUCAGAGUGCUGGGUGACAAACAGCUUGUUGAAAUGAUUGAUGCAGCUGCCCUUGAUGUUAUUAAAGGAAAUCCAGUCAACAAGCCAUGUUCCAGGUAUCAGUCUUUCACUGUGUUUUUAAGGGAUGAACUCCCCAAUAGAAUGAAGAUGGGUGAUAGAUACCAUGUGACAGGAAUUCCAACUCAUGUAUACAGUGGCUCACAGCUAGCUUUAUGCAUGGAAGCAAACAACAUACUUUAUUGUUCCAUUGAAGAUCCACCUUUCAUCAAUGACAGAUUCAAAUAUCUACUGUCUGUCACAAUGUCUUCACCCUGGAGAUUUACAGCAGUUCUAGCUGAUAUCUUUGCCAUACAGAUUGUCCCUCCAGGCACUUAUAACGUCCUUAAAUUCAGCCUGCUGCUGAGUCUGGUUCAGACCUGCAAUAACAAAAAGAAAUCCACUGAACACUUAGAUCUUCUAAUUGCAACAAGUGAUCCAGUAACAGUGGACAGGCUUUUAAUAUAUAGUCUGAGCUUUGUGCCUUCUGGAGUGCGACAUUUACAUUCAUAUGAAAUUUUUGCAACCAUUUCCAAAGAUGAACAUGGAACUGGCACUGCUAAAGUUCAGGCCGGGUCUGCACUCCUGGCUAAGGGGGGUAUCUGUCAUAUCGGAGAACUUCUUUCUCUCAGAAAAGAGGCAUUUAAUUUACUUCAAACAGUUUUGGAGACUAGGAAUAUCGCAGUAUUUAUUCCUGGAAAAAAGUUUGGAGAAGAUGUUGAUCAGCAGAUGGCCUUCCCAGUCCAAUGUAAUUUCUGGGCUUUCGUUGAUGUUAACACACAGCCAAAGAAAGCUAGCCAGCAAGAAGAUGCUGUAAUCGGAGCAGUGGACUUAAAUUCAGUUCCAGCUAAUCUGGUUGAUGGCUUUGAUUUAAUGAUUUACUGCAGUGACUCUUCCAAUUAUCAAUAUCCUAUGCAUCUAGUACAGCAUAAACUGAAUGAAGCCAUGCACCAAGGCAAAGCCCUUUAUCCAGCACUACAGCAGUUUACAACACAGGACUAUGAAGAGCUGUUAGCAUUUGCCAGAAAUCAGGAAGUUGCACUUACUAUCAAAGCAGAAAGACUUAUUCAGGGGUAUUACACUGCAAGCAGGAGAGUUCGAACUGAUCCUGUUCAUGGAUCUAAAAUUUCUACAACUGCAUUGAAAACAUUAAUGUCUUUAUCUGAAGCACAUACCAAACUCAGUCUGAGAGACAAAGUACUGGAACAAGAUGCUGUCAUUGCGAUUUUACUAUACGAGAUUUCCAUUACUGCACGAUAUGGUGCUUCUGUGCUCUGCGUGUCUCCCAAUGCAAUAUUUCCAUUUGAUCGAUGUGAUGAGCACAGCUUAAGUCAAAGGGAUAUACAUUUGGCACAAUUCCAUCAACAACUAUUACAGUUCUGCUUAACAUAUGCCCCUGGGAUGUCUUUGCAUUUUGCUGAAGAAUAA